AUGAGCCAUGAUACGCUCCUCCGAAGAGCUGUGCAUGAAAUGCGAAAGCAUACCCAAUACCACUUCAGCCGGGGAGACUACCUCACCAAAGACCACUGGCCUCGACAUAUGCGACUGGUCAAGGACGUAGCAGCUCGCUUGGCCACGAAAGACGGCAAAGCUGCUUUGCAGAAUCUCAAUGCCAAAGAGCAGCAUGCCAUACUCAAAGGCAUAGAUUACAGUCCCAAGGUUAUCAUGCCGAAGGAUAGCGAGGUGGACGUUCGAAUACCACCACCUUGGAGCAUACCAACGAGCCGUAGAGCCUACAUUAGACGCGGCCGAUCGAUGCUGGACAUUGAGCUGUAUCAAUUUGCGAAAUACAUGGCUUUAACGCCCAUGGAGCAAGCUGCGAGGCAAGCCGUAGCGGAGGAGAUUGUAGCGUUUCUUAGAAAGCAUCUCAGUGCAAGGACCGGCGUGGAGCUGUUUGGAUCUGCAGUGACAAGGCUCGCGACACCUGUGUCGGACAUCGAUGUUCGCGUGUGGGAUGAACUAGAUCGCGUCCAGAACCCGCAAAGACUAUCUGCACGCAUGGGCAGCCUGAGACACCAUCUAUACAACAGCACGCAGUUCGGUCUGGUCUUUCUACGACUCGGUCGGUACCCCAUCAUCAACUGCCAGCAUAUGGACAGUGGCAUACAAAUCCAGAUCGUGGCCGGAAGCGGUGCCGCUCCCCAACAAGAAGUCGUUGGCAAAUAUCUCGAGUCCAUACCCACCCUCCGCGAUCUCUACCCAACAAUCCGCACCUUCUUCGAGAUGCGCGGUUUCUCCGACGUCUACAGCGGCGGCAUCGGCUCCUACGGCCAGAUCGUCAUGCUCGUCGCCGCCGUAAACCGCAUCAAUCCCCACCAAGGCGACAAGCAACCCACUCUGUCCGACCACCUGCUCAGAUUCCUAUACUUCUACAGCCAACUCGACACAACCAAAUACGGCGUCGCCGCAGGCUCUCGCACUGUCUUCAAAAAACACGACCCCCACCCCAGCCUCCGCACAUUCUCCUUCGCCGCCCGCCGUCGCGGCGACCUCGUCCGCUCAGGCCAAUGGGCCAUCUGCAGCCGACAGGAAUUCGAGCCCUCCCUCCUCUGCAUCCAGGACCCCGCGACGCCCCACAACGACCUCGGACGGAGAUCCAGCGCCGCGAGGCACAUCCUGCUCACGAUUCAGAAUGCUCGGUACCGCUUGAAGAAACUUCUGGAGGAUCCGGAGAGGUUUCGGAGGGAUGAGUCGGUGUUGGAGGUGCUUGUGGGAAGGUGUCAUGAGGUUUAUGCGAGUCGGCGGAGGCAGAUGGAGGAGUUUGGGGAGAAGGUUACGAGGGAGAGGGAGGAGAGUGAGAGGGAAACGGUGGAGAGGGAGAGGGAAAGGGCGGAGAGGCAGAGUGUGAAGGCGGCUGAGUUGAAGAUGAAGCGGGAGGAGUCGGAGAGUGCUGAGGCUAACCAAGAGAGACUCCAUGAGCAGAUGGGGGAUGCUGAAGAGGGGACUGUACCUGAGCAGACUAGGACUACUGCAGGAGAAGCGGAGCCUGCGUCUGAAGGGGAACACCGGCAACGACGCGUAUCGUCGGCCGAUGCACUGUAG
Molecule: messenger RNA, 1611 nt
Organism: Zasmidium cellare ATCC 36951
Lineage: Eukaryota; Fungi; Ascomycota; Dothideomycetes; Mycosphaerellales; Mycosphaerellaceae
Exons: 1
Coding region: 1-1611 (536 amino acids)
Biological process (GO): RNA 3'-end processing
Cellular component (GO): TRAMP complex; nucleolus
Molecular function (GO): mRNA binding; poly(A) RNA polymerase activity
Source: RefSeq, a predicted model, not a curated record